Messenger RNA from Populus euphratica (Euphrates poplar), 2128 nucleotides. RefSeq names its product receptor-like protein 12. NCBI's taxonomy places the organism in Eukaryota, Viridiplantae, Streptophyta, Magnoliopsida, Malpighiales, Salicaceae. The transcript is spliced from 3 exons. The record is from RefSeq and is a predicted model, not a curated record. Gene Ontology annotation, molecular function: protein binding. Bases 53 to 1669 code for a protein of 538 amino acids.
GUACGGAAUUUGAAUAGCAAAAUCUUGAUUGGUUUGUGUAUAAAUAGUACCGAUGCAAAUCUUUAUUUCUCAUCUUUCGUCCAACACUCCAAAUAUACUUUCGAAUCCUGCAAGGCCAGCCAACAUGGGGUUUUCACCACUGUCCCUCUCUCAAUUUCUCUCUUCCAUUCUGUUUCUCUUCCAUUUUCACACAACAAUUUCUUCAUCAAAUUACUCCUCUUCAUCUCAUUUCUGUGCUCCUGACCAAAGCCUUUCUUUGCUCCAGUUCAAAGAGUCCUUUUCCAUUAGUAGCUCUGCUUCAGGGCGUUGCCAGCAUCCCAAGACAGAGUCGUGGAAAGAGGGUACAGACUGCUGCUUGUGGGAUGGGGUCUCUUGUGACCUGAAAACCGGGCAUGUCACUGCACUGGACCUCUCUUGCAGCAUGCUUUAUGGCACCCUCCAUCCCAAUAGCACCCUCUUCUCCCUGCAUCAUCUUCAAAAGCUCGACCUCUCUGACAAUGAUUUCAAUAGCUCCCAUAUUUCUUCUCGAUUUGGCCAGUUCUCCAACCUGACACAUCUUAACCUAAACUACUCAGUCUUUGCAGGUCAAGUUCCGUCGGAAAUCUCUCAUCUCUCCAAAUUGGUUUCACUUGAUCUCUCUGGAGACUUAAACGACUAUCUAAGUCUAGAACCAAUUUCUUUUGACAAGCUUGUUCGAAAUCUAACCCAGCUUAGAGAACUCGAUCUGAGUUCAGUAGACAUGUCAUUGGUUACACCCAAUUCCUUGAUGAAUCUGUCUUCUUCUUUGUCAUCACUCAUACUCCGUUCCUGUGGAUUGCAAGGAGAAUUCCCAUCCUCAAUGAGAAAAUUUAAGCACCUCCAGCAGCUGGAUCUUGCAGAUAACAAUCUUACAGGUCCAAUUCCAUAUGAUCUUGAGCAACUCACUGAGUUGGUUUCACUUGCUCUCUCUGGAAACGAAAACGACUAUCCAAGUCUAGAACCAAUUUCUUUUGACAAGUAUGUUCAAAAUCUAACCCAGCUUAGAGAACUCUAUCUGAAGUGGGUGGACAUGUCAUUGGUUGUGCCCAAUUCCUUGAUGAAUCUGUCUUCUUCUUUGUCAUCACUCACAGUCUAUUCAUGUGGAUUGCAAGGAAAAUUCCCAUCCUCAGUGAGAAAAUUUAAGCACCUCCAGCUGUUAGAUCUUAGAUUUAGCAAUCUUACAGGUUCAAUUCCAGAUGAUCUUGGGCAACUCACUGAGUUGGUUUCAAUUGAUCUCUCUUUCAAUGACUAUUUGAGUGUAGAACCAAGUUCUUUUGACAAGAUUAUUCAAAACCUAACCAAGCUAAGAAAUCUCCGUUUGGGUAGUGUAAAUAUGUCUUUGGUCACACCUAAUUCCUUGGCGAAUCUGUCCUCAUCCUUGUCAGCUCUUGGCCUUUGGGAGUGUAGAUUGAAAGGGAAGUUUCCAGUCUUAAACCUUUCAAAUAACCUGCUUGAGGGCCCGUACCCGGUGGAAACCAGUUCAACACGUUCAAUGCAAGCUCAUUUGAAGGAAACUUGGACUUAUGUGGAUUUCCAAUGCCAAAAGAAUGCAAUAGUGACGAGGCACCACCAUCGCAGCCGUCAAACUUUCACGAUGGAGAUGAUUCAAAAUUCUUUGGAGAAGGAUUUGGAUGGAAAGCUGUGGCAAUAGGGUAUGGAAGUGGGUUUGUGUUUGGAGUCACAAUGGGAUACGUUGUGUUCAGAACAAGAAAACCAGCAUGGUUUCUGAAAGUGGUUGAAGAUCAAUGGAAUCUGAAGGCAAGAAGAACGAAGAAGAAUGCUCGUAGAAAUGGUGCAAGAAGAAACUAAACAACGCAGCUAGUAACAUGAAUGAAGUUUCGAAUAAACAUCCUCGCUACCUUAUGAGAUACCAAGCUAAGUUGACAUGAGAAGAACGCUAGAGUGGCAGAUUCAGAGAACUGGAUUCCUCUUUCGUACUUCUUCGGUUUUCCUUCAUGGUUGUGUUUUAUUUUAUUUUAUUUUCUUUAGUUUAUUCGAUACAUGGAAUAUUUUCGAGUCACUUAAUAUGUGUGUUUUUUAUUUUAUUUUUUUGGUUAGUUUUGAUGCAAGGUUUGGGUGUUACAUCUAUAAAAAUGAAGCGAUGCAUGCA